Molecule: messenger RNA, 7079 nt
Organism: Xyrauchen texanus (razorback sucker)
Lineage: Eukaryota; Metazoa; Chordata; Actinopteri; Cypriniformes; Catostomidae
Product: transforming growth factor beta-2 proprotein-like
Exons: 7
Coding region: 846-2102 (418 amino acids)
Biological process (GO): regulation of cell population proliferation; SMAD protein signal transduction; BMP signaling pathway
Cellular component (GO): extracellular region
Molecular function (GO): growth factor activity; cytokine activity; type II transforming growth factor beta receptor binding
Source: RefSeq, a predicted model, not a curated record
CAGUGGGCGCUAGGACCUGACCGCAGCGCUGCAGUGAAAUGACACGCUGAGAUGUUUACACUAAAGUGCUCGGUAAACCUUCGCGCUGACGAAUCCCCCGGUCCCACCGUAAUGACCACAACCACGUGGUGAAGUCAGUCCUAUAUAAAUCUCUCUCUUCUUCAACCGGCUGCCUUCAGAUGUUUGUGUAUGUUGGCAGAGGGAGCGUUGUUUUCCACCAGCAGGAAUGGAGGAGUGCGUAAACUGAAGGGGAAAACACUUUUGCCUUCUGCUACAUAAGUUUAUCACAUCAUCCAGUUCUCUUUCUGGUUGUUGAGGCGCAUAUGCGUUAGGACGCGUCAGAUCAGUAACGUUUCCUUUUCUUCAGCAUCUGCUGGUGCCAAACGCGCAAGGCGAUGCGCUGUGCAGAGUGAGCGGAGGCUUUCCCCCGGACCUUCUCGUCUUCAAGCAAGUGAAAGGCGGUUUGAAGAGAGUUUGCGGCGCUCGGAUGCGGCGGAGGUGCGCACAAAAACCCCGCAGGCGACGCUUCUGUGCUUUUUAGAACCUCAAUCUUUUCUUAGGGCAUUUAGUAUGGCUAUUAUAGUGUCCCGUGAUUUUGUGUUGAUGAAUGUGCAUCCACAAUGAAGUGAUUUGGAAUGAAGAUCUUAUUUGUUCUCCCUCACAUAACGAAUCUGACUGAUCAUUGCAUGUACAGUAAAAAGAGACGUUUGCCAUUGAUGAUAGCGCGCGCAAGAGCGCAAAGAGUCGAGUUGAGCUUCGCCAGCGAGUCAGUCUCCAGCUAUUUUAUUGAGAUGAUUGGGUUUCUGCUUAACUGAAGUCAUUAAAUAGCGUUUUAAAAGUCGCCUAUGGUAGAAAAACAAACGCACAAAAUGAACUUCGUCUUGAGUCUUCUCCUGACCUUGGAUUUAGCCACGGUGGCCGUCAGUCUAUCCACAUGCAGCACUCUAGACAUGGAUCAGUUCAAGAAGAAACGGAUCGAGGCCAUCCGUGGUCAGAUCCUCAGUAAGCUCAAGUUGAGCAGUCCUCCGGAGAUCUAUCCGGAGCCUGAGGAGGUGUCCCGGGACAUCAUCGCCAUCUAUAACAGCACACGGGACCUGCUGCAGGAGAAAGCCAACGAGCGAGCGGCCACCUGCGAGAGGCAGCGCAGCGAGGAGGAGUACUACGCCAAAGAAGUGCACAAAAUAGACAUGCAGCCCUUCUACCCUGCCGAAAAUGUCAUCUCUCCAAACCAUUACAACCCGUACUUCAGGAGACUGAUGUUUGACGUGAGCUCCAUGGAGAAGAAUGCCUCGAACCUGGUGAAGGCCGAGCUCAGGAUUUUCAGACUGCAGAACCCAAAGGCUCGUGUGUCUGAACAGCGCAUUGAGCUUUACCAGAUUUUAGUUCAUAAAGACCUCACGUCACCCACACAGCGCUACAUUGACAGCAAGGUGGUGCGCACCAGUACUGAGGGGGAGUGGCUGUCCUUCGAUGUGACGGAGGCCGUCAGUGAGUGGCUGCUACACAGAGACAGAAACAAUGGAUUCAAGAUCAGUCUGCACUGUCCCUGCUGCACAUUUGUGCCAUCAAAUAAUUACAUCAUCCCCAACAAGAGUGAAGAGCUGGAGACACGCUUUGCAGGUAUAGAUGACAGCUUUGUGCAUGGUGGGGAUCUGAAGAUUUUUAAGAAGCGCAGACACAGUGGCCAGUCUCCACAUCUGCUGUUGAUGCUGCUUCCAUCGUUCCGUCUGGAGUCCCAGCACAAGAGCCACAGACAGAAACGAGCACUGGAUGCAGCCUACUGCUCCAGGAAUGUGCAGGACAACUGCUGUUUACGCUCUCUCUACAUCGACUUUAAGAAAGAUCUGGGCUGGAGGUGGAUCCAUGAACCCAAAGGCUAUAACGCGAACUUUUGCGCAGGAGCCUGUCCAUAUCUGUGGAGCGCUGACACCCAGCACAGCAAUAUCCUCGGCCUCUAUAACACUAUUAAUCCAGAAGCUUCUGCAUCUCCAUGCUGUGUGUCUCAGGAUCUGGAGCCCCUCACAAUACUCUACUACAUCGGCAAAACGCCCAAGAUUGAGCAGCUCUCCAACAUGAUUGUCAAGUCCUGCAAGUGCAGCUAGAACUGAUCAGCUCCCUGUUUACCAAUAUGCAUUCACACAAACAAACACACACUAACUUGCGUCAAGGUACAAUAGAGUUAAUGCCAGUUCCUUUAAGUACACACCCUUGCAAACACACACCCAUCUAGAUUGUGUGUGGAUGGGUGUACAUUUGCUGGAAAACGGGCCCUGUCAUCAUGCGUCAUAUCACCCGAUCAUCACUCUAUGGAUGUGAGUUUGGCAAACACUGGAAGUAUGUGAUAGGUGUCUAUUUGUGAAGCAAGCGGAAGAGAAGAUCCCUCGUUCCAACAUUUAUUUAAAACAAAAUCUUCUUUCUGUUCUUUUGUAGUUAUUGUUGUUGUUGAUUUCGUUUCUCUCAAGACUACAGAUCUUCUAUGUUUGACUAUUUGUUAAUGUUAUUAACCCAUUAAUUGAUUACUGGAGGUAAUGACCAGCUUCCCAGGUGACAGAUCACAACAGAAAGAUGGAAAAUCGUGGAGCUGUGUUGGAGAUAACGCAAGCCUCAGAAACACUAGAACUAGCCACCUUAUGUAAAGUGAAAAGGUUCAAGACCAGCAAGUCAUGUUGUUCAUGUUGUUUCAGGCCUGAAGCCCAAAGUGUACUUCGAUUUUGACGCGAACGCUCAGCGUCUUCUUACAGUUGAACGCAAGCCUGUCAAAGUAUACUCCAUGCGCGCUACGACUGCUAUGAGACACUGGACUGUUUAUCUGCAUGAGUUUAGACCCAUAAUGAUGUCUCUUCGUUCAGACUCAAGAAUAUGCAAAUGCAGGUAUCUCCAGACCUUCUCACACAUGCGCUCUUGACUUGCACAUCCACUGUUGUUGUUUUUAACUUCAUGUCCUGAUGUUUACUGGUGAUUACAUCUUUUAGCGCUUCUUUGUGACAGCAAUGGCUCAAAUGUGAGUGUUAUGCAUUGUGGACUCACUAAUUCGUGCAAAUAAGUUCAGGUGCAUGCACAUUCUGUGCGUUCAAAGAUGCGUGGUUAGAAGAAUAGGGCUGUUUGCGUUCAGUGCUAGAGCACUCUGCUGAUGACAAGAUUUGUGUCAUGUGUCCAGUUCGCAGAUGCUGAGAGUUCACGCCUGACCGAAGUAUACUUUGGGCUUUAUUCUGAAGUCUGAGUGAAGAGUUUAAUUUGCUUAUUUCAUUCUUUACACAAAUACUUCGUAAACAGUCACAAAAAUACCAGCAUGUUCCAAGAAGAAGCACUGGUUAUGAUAGCACACAUACCUGAAAGUUAGUUCAGAAGACGCUGACAAACAGUUCUCUUGACUUGAAUUUGAUUUGAUCAUCAGGGUCCCGUAUCGACCUGACAGAGAAAGUGCUAGCAGGGAUUUAACACAACGGUCAGGGAAUAUUCAUUUUCAUUUUCCCAUUCAUUUUCUUCAUAGACAAAAUACUUGAUAUAACAAUAACGUAAAAACCUUUUCAGACAGACCUGAAGAAAGGUGCUGUGUUAAAGAACUACACUACCCAUAGUACAUAAGAGAGAUUCGGCAAUCAGAGAAAUUGCUGUUUCCAUGGAAACAAGAACUACACCAAAACAACUCCGUAACAACCACCUCAGUGAGUGAAUCGCUGAUGACGUAAUCGAGUCAGCCUCCCAACACUCUCAAAAUUCAUAUACACCGAUGGACCGAAACAUUAUGACCACUCACAGGUGAAGUGAAUAACAUUGAUCAUCUCCUAACAAGGUCUGAGUAGAUUAGAAGGCGAACAAUUAGAUUAGAUAGAUUAGAAGGCCAAAUUGUUAGCGCCAGACGACUGGGUCAGAACAUCUCUGAAAUAGCAAGGAUUAUGGGGUGCUCCCGGUCAGCAGUGCUGAGUACCUACCGACAGUGGUCUGAGGAGGGAAAUACCACAAACCAGCUACAGGGUGUUGGGCGCCCAAGACUCAUCGAUGCAUGAAGGCAACGAAGGAUAUCCCAUCUGGUCUACUGUGGCACAAGUCACAGAAAAUGUUAAUGAUGGUUACAGGAGGAAUGUGUCUCAACACCCUGUGCAUCACUUCCUGCUGUGUAUGUUGCUGUGUAGCCGCAGACUGGUCUGAGUGCCUAUGAUGACCCCUGUCCACCAUCUAAAGCACCUACAACGGGCACACAAGCGACAGAAAUGGACCUUGGAGCAGUGGAAAAAAUCUUGCCUGAUAAGUCCCAUUUUCUUUUACAUCACGUGGAAGGUUGUGUAUGCGUGCGCUGCUACCUGGGGAAGUGAUGGCACCAGGAUGCACUGUGGGAAGACGACCAGCUGAUGAAGGGAGUGUGAUGCUCUGGGCAAUGUUCUGCUGGGAAACCCUGGGUCAGGCCAUUCAAGUAGACGUCAAUUUGACACUUACCACCUACCCAAACAUUGUUGCAGACCAGGUAUACCCCUUCAUGGCAAUGGUAUUCUCUGAAGGCAGUGGCCUCUUUCAGCAGAAUAAUAAUAAUUUGAGGAACAAGAUGAAGAGUUCAAGGUGUUGCCCUGGCCUCCAAAUUCCCCAGAUCUCAAUCCGAUUGAGCAUCUGUGGGAUGUACUGGACCAACAAGUCCAAUCCACAGCAGCUCCACCUCACAACUUACAAGACUUGAAGGAUCUGCUGCUAAUGUCUUGGUAACAGAUACCACAGGACAACUUCAGGGGUCUUGUAGAGGCCAUGCCUCAGUAGGUCGGCGCUGUUUUGGCGGCACGUGGAGGACCGAUAGCAUAUUUGGCAGGUGGUCAUAAUGUUAUUGCUCAUCAGUGUAUAUUUGUAUGCAUCUGAAUAUUUUGCAGUAAACUUAAAAUAUGUUUAUAUUUACAGUCAAUGACUUUAAGACAAUAGUUUUGUAUUGUACUGUCAUUUUUUUAUUCGAUUACGCCAUUCGCUGUGCUUCAUGAGAUGCGUACACAGACUUAUACCUUUGUCUUUUUCUCCUAUUUUCAAAUACGAUUCUGCUUCUUAUCAAAUGUUGUAAUGUUGCGAUUCAUGAUCUCUGAGUUAGUUUGUUUGAUUCAUUGAUUAGAACGCUUUACUGAAAAAGUUUCUUGAAAUGCCUAUGGAGAAAAUGAAUGAGAAAAAUACUUUUGAAUAUAAAGCAGCUGAAAAAGUGUCACUGUUGCGCUCUAUAGCAGAAUGAAGUGAUGUCAUCAUGCUGCUACAGAGACCGAGGUGAUGACAGGUGACAUGAGAAGAGAGAGGGCUAAAGUGUCAUUAAGGUCAUAGACUAUAAUAAUGGAAGAUUUUGAAGAAUGAAAAUAUAAUGGACAGGUAGCGUAAGUGAAGGACGAGUAAAACCCUGUGUGUUGUGUGUUUAACAUGAGGCCAGAUUCACAAAUGCACUGCAGCAGCUUCAAAUGCUGUAUGUUUAUCAUUGAGAAACUUUCUGUAACACAUCUCAAACUGCCUUCCUGAAUUUGUGAUAUUCACUGCAAUAAAAACAAUUCUUAAUCAGUUUUUUUUUUUGUGUGUCUAGUAAAAAUAUCUAAACAUCAUUAAAACAAGAUAAGCAAAAACAAAACUAGAUGAUGCAUUCAAUAAAAAAAUGUGUGGAGUUCAUGCUUAAAACAAGAAUAUUUGUUCUUAAAAAAAGAAAACUGAAUUCUCUAAAAAGGUCUGAUUAUUUUACAGUUUUGCUUCUCAUGUAAAUGUAUCUUAGUUGAAGGAUGUUUAGAUAUUUUACUGGUAAAACAAGACAGAAAAUACUGAUUAAAUUAAUGUUUCAGGUUCAGUCAUGUUAAGCUCAAUGGACAACAUUUGUGGCAUAUGUUGGUUACCAAAAAAUAUAUAUUUUGAAUUCUCCCUCAUUUAUUUAAGAGCAAGCAAAAUAAUCAAGGUUACAUUAAGGCACUUACAAUGGAAGUGAAUGGGGCCAGUCAUUAACACUGAAAUACAUUUACAUUUUACAUUUACAUUUAUGCAUUUGGCAGACGCUUUUUAUCCAAAGCGACUUACAGAGCAAUUAUUACAGGGACAAUCCCCCCGGAGCAACCUGGAGUUAAGUGUCUUGCUCAAGGACACAAUGGUGGUGGCUGUGGGGAUCAAACCAGUGACCUUCUGAUUACCAGUUAUGUGCUUUAGUCCACUACGCCACCACCACUCCGUACUUCAAAUACACAUUGUUUCAAAAGUAUAGACACAAGACAUACACAUUAUCCUUGUUAACAUGAUUUUACUGUGAUAAAAUCAGGGAUUUACUGGUGUUACGCCAUUUACCACAUUACAGGGUUUAUGGGUGUUACACCAUCAUGACAACGCAGUUGUCAAUUUGGAUAUUACUUUACAUAGAUAAGGUUAGCAAGUGAUUUUUUAACACUUAAAUCAUGUUAACACAUAUAAUGUUUACAUCUUGUGGCUAUACUUUUGAAACAGUGAGUAUUUAAAUGUUUAUGGACUCUUUCACUUCCAUUUUAAGUGCCUCUCUGUAACCCUUUUUAAUUAACAAUUAAUAUCAUUAAAAAAAAUGUUUUGCGCUAAUCAACAUUAUGCUAAACAAGAUCACAUUUGAGCUUAACUUGAACCCAGAACACUUGUUAAGAAAAAGUUUUUUGCAUUGUUUUCUCUUGGAGGAAAAGAGAUCCUUUGUUAUGAAGAAUUGCACUGACUCUUUUAUUUCUACUUUUUUUUGUUUAUUUGUAAAUUUUGUUUGUUUUUUAUUUGUAGUUAAAGCUUCACCCACAUAACAUGAGCUGAUGAUAUGAGAGGCGUCCAGGUGGAGGUUUCCCUUUAACUAGUCCUUUUCUAAACUAGUUUAAGAGGUAAAACUGGUCUUAGAUCAGUUUAAAAUGGCAACCUUUACCUAUGCCCAGGACUUUUAGGUGACAUUUAUUUUAGGGUAAUAGCGCCAGUGGACUUCCUGGAGACACAGGAAGCGGAAUGAGACACCAGCAUUGUCACACUAGAGCUCUUUAUUGUUGUCUAUGAUGAUGAUGAUGAUGAUGAUGUCGAUAUUGUUGACCCACUACGAUGUAUUAUAACACAUUACUGUUGUGGUGCUCUAGUGGCAAAUAAAUUAUUUAAGU